GUAUCAGUUCAAAACAAAUCUGAUUUCGAAUAAGACACAUCUCAUCUCAUCUCUCAAUAUGAAGUGGAUUUUUCUCAAUUGCUUUAGGCCGCCAGCGGUACCAAAGGACGCUGGAGAAGCUAUAAAAGCAAAGGAGGAAAGAAAAAAGGAUAAAGAAGGAAAGAAAAAGAAACCCUGGCUGAAGAAGCUUUUUACAAAAAAAGGGAAAGGAAAAAAGGCAAUGGUGGUGGAGAGCCAGACAGUGGCGAUGGAGGAGGAUAGCCAGACAUUGGCGAUGGAGGAUAGCCAGACAUUGGCGAUGGAGGAUAGCCAGACAUUGGCGAUGGAGGAGGAUAGCCAGACAUUGGCGAUGGAGGAUAGCCAGACAUUGGCGAUGGAGGACAGCCAGACAUUGGCGAUGGAGGACAGCCAGACAUUGGCGAUGGAGGACAGCCAGACAGUGGAGGUGGAGGAGGAAAGCCAGACAGUGGCAGUGAAGGAGGAGAGCCAGGCAAAGGUGGAGAAGGAGGAGAGCCAGGCAAAGGUGGAGAAGGAGAAGUACAAGGCAAUGGAGGAGGAGGAGAAGUACAAGACAAUGGAGGAGGAGGAGGAGUACAAGGCAAUGGAGGAGGAGGAGUACAAGGCAAUGGAGGAGGAGGAGUACAAGGCAAUGGAGGAGGAGGAGUACAAGGCAAUGGUGAAGGAGGAGUACAAGGCACUGGAGGAGGAGGAGUACAAGGCAAUGGUGGAGGAGGAGUACAAGGCAAUGGUGAAGGAGACAUACAAGGCAAUGGUGAAGGAGGAGUACAAGGCAAUGGAGGAGGAGAAGUACAAGGCAAUGGAGGAGGAGGAGAAGUACAAGGCAAUGGAGGAGGAGGAGAAGUACAAGGCAAUGGAGGAGGAGGAGUACAAGGCAAUGGAGGAGGAGGAGUACAAGGCAAUGGUGAAGGAGGAGUACAAGGCACUGGAGGAGGAGGAGUACAAGGCAAUGGUGGAGGAGGAGUACAAGGCAAUGGUGAAGGAGACAUACAAGGCAAUGGUGAAGGAGGAGUACAAGGCAAUGGAGGAGGAGUACAAGGCAAUGGAGGAGGAGGAGUACAAGGCAAUGGAGGAGGAGGAGUACAAGGCAAUGGUGGAGGAGGAGUAUAAGGCAAUACUGGAGGAGGAGUACAAGGCAAUGGUGGAGGAGGGGUACAAGACAAUGGUGGAGGAGGAGUACAAGGCAAUGGUGAAGGAGACGUACAAGGCAAUGGUGGAGGAGGAGUACAAGGCAAUGGUGAAGGAGAAGUACAAGGCAAUGGUGGAGGAGUACAAGGCAAUGGUGGAGAAGAGCAAGGCCAGUAGUGGAUGAGACAGUCAGUGUUCUAUGUUCAAUCAGUACUACUUAAAAAUGUAAAUACUUGUAAAUAAAGCAUUAAAAACGAAAAA
Brienomyrus brachyistius is the source of this 1407-nucleotide messenger RNA. RefSeq names its product trichohyalin-like. Lineage: Eukaryota; Metazoa; Chordata; Actinopteri; Osteoglossiformes; Mormyridae. The record is from RefSeq and is a predicted model, not a curated record. The transcript is spliced from 2 exons. The coding region runs from base 59 to 1330 and encodes 423 amino acids.